This is a messenger RNA of Prunus avium (sweet cherry), 1780 nucleotides long. Lineage: Eukaryota; Viridiplantae; Streptophyta; Magnoliopsida; Rosales; Rosaceae. The record is from RefSeq and is a predicted model, not a curated record.
GUAUGAAGCUAAAUUUAUCAAUAAAGUCGUUGAGGAGAUAUCAGUUCAAAUACUCAACAACACAUAUUUGGAUGGGCCAGCAUACCCAGUUGGAAUAGUGCCUUGUGUAACAGAUGUCAAUAAGCUUUUAGGUGUUGAUGGAAAUGGUCAUUGCAUGGUUGGGAUAUGGGGGAGUCCUGGAAUAGGCAAGACAACAAUUGCGAAAGCUGUUCAUAAUUCAAUUGCAAACAAGUUUGAAGGUAGCUGUUUCCUGGCCGAUGUUAGAGAAAAAUCAAUGUAUGGAGGACUAAUCAAAUUACAAGAGGCUCUUCUUUGUCAGGUCCUAGGAAGCAUAAACUUCCAAUUGUUCAGUCUUGAUAAAGGAAUCAAUGUUAUCAAGAACCGGCUGAGCCGUAAGAGGAUUCUCUUAAUUCUUGACGAUGUGAAUCAGUUGGAUCAGUUAGAAAAGUUAGCUGGAACUGGUUGGUUUGGUAAGGGAAAUAGAGUUAUUGUAACAACAAGAGAUAGGGGAUUGCUAGCUCGUCAUGGAAUUGAGUUAAUAUAUGAGGUCAAAAAAUUAGCUCAUCGAGAUGCACUUGAGCUUUUCAGUAUGAUUUCCUUCAAAAGAAAGGAGCCUCCAGGUUCACAUCUACGUAAUCAAAAAUUAGAGUAUUGGGAUGCUACAUUAAGAAGUUAUGAAGCUGAUCCUUACUUAGAUAUUCAGAAAAUACUUAGAACAAGUUAUGAUGGAUUGAAUUAUCAUGUGCAACAAGUUUUUCUGGACAUUGCAUGUUUUUUUAAGGGUGAAGAUGUGGACUAUGUGACACAAGUACUUAAAGGCCCUAAGCUUAACUUUCCUGAGAACUGUAUUCGGGUGCUCGUAGAGAAUGCCAUCAUAACUCUUGAAUGCAAUAUGAUUUUGAUGCACGACUUACUUGAACAAAUGGGUAAGGAUAUUGUUCAUGAAGAAUCUCCCAAUGAGCCGGGAAAACGUAGCAGAUUGUGGUUUCAUGAGGAUGUGCGCGAGGUUCUAGAUGACAAUUCUGGGACAAAUACACUUAAAGGCAUCAUAGUAAAUUUGCCCAAACCUGAUGAGAUACCUUUGAAUGCAAAAUGCUUCUCAGCCAUGAAGAACCUUGAAUUUUUUAUAAACCAUAAUGCAAGCCUUUCUGGAGAUACCGUUGAUUAUCUCUCCAACAAGUUGAGAGUGAUUGAUUGGGGCAACUGUGAGUUGCAAUAUUUGCCAUCCAGUUUCCAACCAAAGUAUCUUGUCCUAUUCAGUAUGCCUUGCAGUCGUAUCAAACAACUUGGAGACGGGUGUAAGAAUCUGGCGAAGUUGAUGUCCCUAAAUUUAACAGGCUGUAAAUUCCUAGCAAAAAUCCCUGACUUGUCUGGAAUGGAAAACUUAAAAUACUUGACCCUUAGUGGUUGUAAGAGUUUAAUUGAGGUCGAUUCUUCUAUAGGAUUUCAUGAUAAACUUGCUACAUUGGACCUUUCAAGAUGCACCAACCUUGUGAAUUUUCCACCAAUGAUUAGGUUGAAAUCUCUAGAGAUGUUGAUUCUUAGCGGUUGCAAAAGGCUUGAGAAUUUCCCAGAAAUUGUAGACAAGAUGGAUUCCCUUAGGGGAUUGGAAAUCCAAGAAAGUGGCAUAAGAGAAUUACCUUCAUCAAUUGCAUAUCUCAGUGGACUCGAAAGUUUAUGGGCAUAUGGAUCUCAGAGAGUGCCCAAAACUCGGCACAUUACAAAACAUGAUAAACUCGGAAAUUUCAUCCUCAGCUGGAUCAAGGCCGCUUUCAGCUGA